AUGCUGUUACAUCUUCUCUGUUUGGUCAUCCUGGGAUGGAGAGUCAAUACGACUCUAGCUCAAUUCCAGAAUCUGGAACAUAUCUCCAGCGAAGGUAUCACGUAUGAGCUUGGGGAUGUCCUUUACUUUGCAAACUCGGAAUAUCCACAGGCGACAGGCAAGAUUAAAAAGUCCAAAGGGGGUAAGGCAGGCCACAUCGAUAUAUACACGCCAGUUACUGUGAUCGUCACCAACCAGAGUGUGGUCACUGGUGCUUUUCUAGAGGAGACAAUUGACACAUACCUGAACGAAGACGAUGUCUUCACGGAACAAUUCCUCACCUCGAUAUACAUCACUUCUACCUCUUCUGUUCAACUCGCCACCAUGGACAACACAUCACUUGAGUAUUUGAAUCAGAUCGGGGUGGACCAACUCUACCUCGAUUCAAAGGUCUUCCGGAAAACACCUAAUCUUGCACACACUGUACGUAUGAGUGAACAGAUAGCACUGCAGCCCGGACCGUAUACCAUUCUAGUGUUCGGAUCGACUAUUCAGUUUCUGGAUACCUAUCGCGUCUACGUCGACGAAUACCGCAGCUUCAUCACCGGAAGUUACCCUCUCAACGACGGCCUAGACACCUACGCACCGCUCGAAUCAAUGUAUUCUCGGACCUGGGCGCCAAUAGUACCUGUUCCCAGUCGUAUACGGUUCUGGAACGAUCCUCGCCCACUGGCUGGCAAACGAGUGGCCAUCAAAGAUCUCUUUGAUAUCAAGGGACUCCAGACAUCAGCCGGCAGUCAGGCCUGGAUCCGCACGCAUCCAGUCGCCAACUCGACAGCUCCAGCCAUUCAACGACUGAUUGAUCUGGGCGCCGUUCUCGUGGGCAAGUACAAGCUAGCCCAGUUCGCAUCCAGCGCGAGCCCCUGGGACUGGACCGACGCACAUCAUCCUUUCAAUCCCCGAGGCGAUGGGUAUCUCACCUGCGCCGGAUCUUCCUCCGGAGGUGGUUGCUCUAUCGCAGCAUACGCUUGGCUCGACCAUGCUAUCGGCACUGACACAGGCGCAUCCAUGCGUCGCCCAGCAGCCGUAUCCGGUACUUAUGGCAAUCGCCCUAGCCAAGGCAUGAUCUCUCUCGAGGGAGCCGUGCCACUCAGCUGGGCUGCUGACACCAUUGGUGUCUUUGGGCGUGAUCCGAUCUCGUGGUCUCAUUUUGCAAGAUCCUGGUAUAGCAGCACGCCGGAGCUACACCAAAACACAUCCGUCACAGGUCUUCCUCCUCUUUCCCUGACCGAAAACCAUGUCUUUCCAUCGCGCAUCCUCUACCCCGACGAAUAUUUCCCCAUGUCCAAUCCAGCAGCACAAGAUCUCCUGGAUUCCGCUCUUUCCAAAAUGACCACUCUCUUCAACAUGACAAUCACCCACUUCAAUCUCAGCGCCACGAUCACAGACGCCUCCAUCUUCCCCGACACCAACGACAACUGGGAUCGUCUCGCGAACGACAGCAUCGUUAUCAACACCUGGCCGCAGUACCAUGACGUUGCCCAGCCCCUGAUCUCAGCCUGGGCCGACCAGCACGAGGGACGCUUCCCCCCCGUAGAUCCGCCUGUCCGCUCCCUUUGGCCCAACCUCGACUUCAGCGUCACAAAUGCAGAGAACUACGACGCGGCCGUGCAGAGUCGGGCCGUGAGCAUUGAGUGGUUCGAGCGUGAGGUCCUUCUGUUUGAUGAGGCCGCCUGCUCCGAGGCUCUGCUGGUCUGCGACGCCGGGACCGGAGGGCUGCCGAGCUUCCGGGAGUCAAAGCUGAACGAGGGCCCUAACGCGAGCUUUUUGUACUCGUAUCCGGAAGGUGCGAUGAUUCCGUGCGUGGCUAUCUGUGCGUUGUUUGGCUGCGCGGACUUCACAAUCCCAUUGGGUCAAGUUCCGUACUUGUCGCCGGUCACGAAGGUGACGGAGCAGUGGCCAGUGGUCUUCAACUUGAUCGCGAGAAGGGGUUGUGAUUUCAUGCUUUUCGAUCUGGUGGAGAGGAUGGCAGAGGAGGGAAUACUUGCAGAGGUGAACACGGGGAUGACGGCUUAUUAG
This is a messenger RNA of Aspergillus saccharolyticus JOP 1030-1, 2058 nucleotides long. RefSeq names its product amidase family protein. The transcript has 2 exons. NCBI's taxonomy places the organism in Eukaryota, Fungi, Ascomycota, Eurotiomycetes, Eurotiales, Aspergillaceae. Bases 1 to 2058 code for a protein of 685 amino acids. The record is from RefSeq and is a predicted model, not a curated record.